AAAACAACAAGAAUCAAGAGUCAAGAGCAGCAACAACAACAACAACAACAUCACGAUGCGGGUGUGGGCGGCGGUGGUGGUGAUGGCGGUGCUGGUGUGGGGGGUGGGGGAGGCGCAGCGGAGGGGGGGAGGACGGCGUGGGGGGCGCAGGGGGAACAGGCUCAGAGGGCUGCCCAGAGUGACGAAUGAAGCGAGCACAGCGUACUAUGACCACAAGGACGCCGCCAAGAUCACGUGGUGGUCGCACUUCGAGACUGAGUACAUCCUGGGCAGGAAGAUCGUCUUCAUGUGCACCGCCACGGGGGACCCUGUGCCACACAUCACCUGGUAUAAGAACGGCAUCGAACUGUACGCCCACUCCUUCCUGCAGCUCCACGAAUAUGAUGAGGAUCCUAAGAGCAUCAAAAGCAAGAUGGAGAUCGAUCCUGCGACACAGAUGGACGCAGGAUACUACGAGUGUCAAGCCAACAACAAAUAUGCGGUGGACAGCAAAGGAUUCAUGGCCGACUACUCCUUGGAGUUUGAAUAACAGGCGCGUCCUUCCAGCUAGCAGGAUGUUGGAGACGCGAGAUACUAGACGUUAACACAAAAUAUUAGAUGUUAACACAAAAUACUCGAUGUUAACUCAAAAUACUCGAUGUUAACACAAAAUACUGGAUGUUAACACAAAAUACUAGAUGUUGAUACAAAAUACUAGAUGUCAACACAAAAUACUGGAUGUUAACACAAAAUACUAGAUGUUUACACAAAAUAUUAGAUGUUAACACAAAAUAAUAGAUGUUAACACAAAAUACUAGAUGUUAACACAAAAUACUAGAUGUUAAUAAAACCUACGCCGAGAACUAAGAGAAUAAACUAUACUCUAGAUGAACAAUUAAUUUAUUAGAAAGAAAAUAGUUGCGUCGGCUUCAUGACUAU
Hyalella azteca is the source of this 918-nucleotide messenger RNA. RefSeq names its product immunoglobulin domain-containing protein oig-4-like. The transcript is spliced from 3 exons. The record is from RefSeq and is a predicted model, not a curated record. Lineage: Eukaryota; Metazoa; Arthropoda; Malacostraca; Amphipoda; Hyalellidae. Bases 56 to 529 code for a protein of 157 amino acids.